Messenger RNA from Gigantopelta aegis, 3894 nucleotides. Its product is annotated as alpha-aminoadipic semialdehyde dehydrogenase-like. The transcript has 19 exons. Gene Ontology annotation, molecular function: aldehyde dehydrogenase (NAD+) activity. The record is from RefSeq and is a predicted model, not a curated record. NCBI's taxonomy places the organism in Eukaryota, Metazoa, Mollusca, Gastropoda, Neomphalida, Peltospiridae. The coding region runs from base 168 to 1793 and encodes 541 amino acids.
UAAAAGAUCCGCUAGACAUGUUUAUGCAUUUCACGGUAAACCAAAUAGUCACGUCGAGAACCAAUCAAAUAGUUCGCGAACAUUAGCGAAACUUUUGCUGGCUGAACUUGGGGAAGGUUGGACCGAAGAGCAUCUAAUUGGAGAGAUUUACACAGAAAGUAACACCAAUGGCUACUAUUACUCGUGUCUUGCACUGCGUCAAACGUCACUUUGUUUCUCGUAUUUCCUUUUCACCAAGCAAGAGAUUAUAUUCUGCGAUGUCAGGGAUGUUGAUAGAUGAACCAAAAUACUCAUGGAUCAAAGAGCUUGGCUUGUCUGCACAGAAUAACGGUGUUUACUAUGGAGUUUGGGGAGGCUCUGGUGAGGAGACGACUACAUAUUGUCCAGCCAAUUGUCAGCCCAUAGCCAAAGUUACACAGGGAAAUGCAGCAGAUUAUGAAAAAGCUAUCAAAGCAGUGAGAGAUGCUUGGGAGAUCUGGGUUGAGGUUCCUGCUCCCCAAAGAGGCGAAGUGGUGCGACAAAUUGGAGAGGCCUUAAGGAAAAAGAAACAUUUGCUUGGCAAAUUGCUUGCUGUAGAGAUGGGUAAAAUUGUUCCAGAGGGAGAGGGUGAGGUUCAGGAGUACAUUGACAUCGCUGACUACGCAGUCGGCUUGUCGCGGAUGUUUGCAGGGCAUAUCUUUCCGUCAGAACGCAAAGGUCACAUGCUGUUGGAACAGUGGAAUCCACUGGGAGUUGUAGGGGUGAUAACUGCGUUUAACUUCCCCUGUGCAGUAUACGGCUGGAACUCUUGCAUUGCACUCAUCACUGGCAAUGCGGUUUUAUGGAAAGGUGCUCCAUCAACACCACUUGUAUCGGUAGCGUUGACCAGAAUUGUGUCAUCAGUCUUUGAAUCGAACAAUUUGCCAGGAGCAAUCUGUUCUCUCGUGUGUGGAGGUGCUGAUGUUGGAACCUUAAUGGCCAAAGAUGAACGAGUCAAUCUGCUGUCCUUUACAGGAAGCACACCAGUGGGUCACAGAGUAUCCUUGAUGGUUCAGGAGAGAUUUGGUAAAUUCCUUCUGGAACUUGGAGGAAACAAUGCCAUUGUAGUAAAUGACGAUGCUGAUGUUGAUAUGGUUGUAAGAGCUGGCUUGUUUGCUUGUGCUGGCACUGCAGGACAAAGAUGCACCACAACACGGCGAAUGAUAUUACAUGAGAAGGUGCAUGAUGAAAUUGUACAGAAGUUAACCAAAGCUUAUAGUCAGCUUAGAAUUGGAGAUCCUCUUGAUGAGGGAAUUCUGUAUGGGCCUAUGCACAGCCAACAGGGUAUUGACCUGUACAAGAAAGGUAUUGCCGAUGCGACAGCUGCGGGAGGGAAGAUUGAGUAUGGUGGAAAGGUUAUUGACCGUCCAGGCUACUUUGUCGAACCAACAAUUAUCACAGGACUGAAGCAUGAUGCCGAGAUUGUACAUCGAGAAACCUUUGCACCUAUUGUUUACAUCCUCAAGUGCAAGAAUAUUGAUGAAGGUAUCAGGUGGAACAAUGAGGUGAAGCAAGGAUUGUCCAGCAGCAUGUUUACCCGAGACCUCAGCAAUGUCUUCAAGUGGAUUGGACCAAAAGGUGCAGAUACAGGAGUUGUGAAUAUUAACAUUCCCACAAGUGGUGCAGAAAUUGGAGGAGCUUUUGGUGGUGAAAAGCACACAGGAGGUGGCCGUGAGUCUGGGAGUGAUGCCUGGAAACAGUACAUGAGAAGAUCAACAUGCACCAUCAACUUCAGUAAGGAGCUUCCUCUUGCUCAAGGCAUAAAGUUUGAGUAAGCCAAAGAGUCCAAGAAGUGCUGAAUAUUUACAAAAGAACAACACAGAAAUUUGUGUGAUUUGUGGGUCUGAUAUCAGAUAACAAAUGGAUUUUAUCUGAAGAAUGGAUUUGAAAUAUAUUUUAUUAAAUUAUACAGCUAUUUCACAUCUGCAGUUAUAAUGUUAGAUAAUAUACUGAACCAAAGUAAAAACAUCAUAUAUAUAUGAACAGUUAGGAUCAUAAUGUGUAAAUAUAAAACGAAUACAAAGAAUGAAUAUGGAAAUAUUUUGAUUUAAUAACAAAAGUAGGCAGUAUAAAGAGUUGGAUGUGUGACCCAUUUAUCUGUGUAACAACAUGUUUUCAAUCUCAAAAUUCAAAACCAAAAAUGUCUAUUACAGUGCCUCAGUUGAGUAACAUUUAUGGCACAAACGGCAGCAUGACAGUGUCUCAUUGGCAGCCUGACAUGCAAACAGUGCAUUCGGUAUUCACCUCUAUUGUUGGAUCAACAUGGCACCAAGUUCCUGUUGAGUCUGAGGUUGGUUUAUCUUGUUGCAAACACUAGUACUUCUUCAAAGUGCAUCCCAAAUGUGUUCAAUUGGAUUGAGGUCAGGCAAUCGUGAAGGCAACACCAUGCCAUUGAUGCCUCCAUUCCUUAAAAUAAUUGCAAGUUCAAGGUUUGACAUUGUCAUGCUAGAAGACGAGAUAGUACAAGUUUACAAGUAAUCACUUGGCUAUGAUUUUGUAAAAUCAUUGUGGGUUAUGGCAUCACUGUGUCACACACCAUAGCCUAUGACAGUGCUAAGAUAGCUUUGAAGAUAUGGCCCUAGUUCUGAUAAACAGCUGCAUUUAGGUUUCUUGAAUAACAAGCAGUGGAGAAGGCACCUAUCGACACCAACCCACCAGCAGUAUACAUGUAUUUACCUUACCAGCCCAAACCCUAUGUUUUAGCAGCUCUCAGCAUACAUGUAAAUCUAGAUCUGUAACUAAAAACGAUAUGAUUCCAGACCCUUUGGGUCCAUGAGAUGUUGUUGGUGUGAUUCGUCAUCAUUUAUCCUGUGAAUGGCCACUAGCUGUGCUCAACACGAGUAGCAUGCAGGCAGUUUCUAAUGGAUUGGGCAGACAUCUAAAAAGUUCAUUCCUAGUUGAAGUUGCCAUCAUGAAAUGACCAUGCAGUUGGCUUAACCAGAUGUGACAUCAUACAUGAUCAUUCAUUUAGUUCUUCCAGUGUUAUUAGUAUGCUCUGCAAUGGGUGUCAAUAGUUAUGUGUGAAACAUUGUAGACAUGUGACCCAUGGCACUUGAAAAGAAACUUUCAACUAAAACACUAUUAAUAUUCAACACACUGGUAAAUUCUGUUGGUAAGGGGUGUAUGUUUUUAUUUAUAAACAUUGUUAUUACACAGGAUUCAAAUUUAAAGGCAUCCAUGCAGCAAUUAAAUUGGUUUAUUUUAAUACACUUGUUAAAGUGUAUAUUGUUGCCCUGCCUUUUGGCCGUCAAAAACUCUCCAUUGCACGAGACCAAAUGGCCUUGCCCUCUUGUUUGCCCAAAUCAAUGCCUGCAGACAAAUUUACAUGACCUAUGGGUAUAAUUUAUAUUAUAUUUUAAGAAUGUGAUGUUUUCGUUUUCAUUCAGUAUAUAUCAAACUGGUAGGAACAAAAUGUAUGUUACAAAAGUGUGUAUGAUUGGAAUUUUGCUUUGAAGUUUUUGAUUUCACUACGUAUAUACGGCAUUGUAUUAUUCUAAUAAGGAAUAUCUAUUCAUUAAUAUCAUGAUCACUUGAAUAAGAACAAUAUUAUACAUUUUAGAAGAUUUAAUGCUAUAUUCAAGUUUUGUUUGUUUUGUUUUACAAUGUAUUUUGAAAUCUUAUUACAUUGGAGGUGGGUUCAAGAUUUUACUUUAGAAGGUGUGCAAGUAAAAAGAAGUGGAUCACUUUUGCAUGUUGUCAGAUUGUUUAACAGUGAGGUUUUUUUUCUGAUUGAAUCAGUAAUUUCAGGCUAGAGUGAAGGAGAUGUGUGUACUUACUGUAGGUUUGAUUUUUUAAUGCAAUUUGUUUUUCUUUACAUUUUACUUUUGAGAUAUAAGUAUUUAUUACAUAUUAUAUAACUUUCGCCAAAACAAAUGC